This is a messenger RNA of Penicillium griseofulvum, 690 nucleotides long. RefSeq names its product flavin-linked sulfhydryl oxidase. The record is from RefSeq and is a predicted model, not a curated record. Gene Ontology annotation, molecular function: flavin adenine dinucleotide binding; flavin-dependent sulfhydryl oxidase activity. The transcript has 2 exons. Bases 1 to 690 code for a protein of 229 amino acids. Gene Ontology annotation, cellular component: mitochondrion. Lineage: Eukaryota; Fungi; Ascomycota; Eurotiomycetes; Eurotiales; Aspergillaceae.
AUGUCCUCGGUUCCACCGGAGCAAGUCACUAGUGAAUAUAAAGGUACAGGGUCUAUGUUCAAUCAACAAAACCCCGCGACCUCCGCAAGCUCCUCCAAGCCCGCCGGAAACGAUGACUCGAAGGCCCCAUUGCCCAAGGGCGUAGUGCUGGACAAAGACGGAAAGCCCUGCCGCACCUGCACCUCCGUCGCCUCAUGGCGAGCAUUGACCAAGCAAGCAGACCUCAAAAGCGCAAACUCAAACUCCACCACACCCUCCACGUCGAACACGGGCAAAAUGACAACUUCAACACCCGCUCUCGCCGCCGCCGCAACCCCCUCCCCGAGCGAAACUCGCUCAGACUGUCCACCAGAUGUUGAAGAGCUAGGUCGCUCAACAUGGACGCUAUUGCACUCAAUGGCAGCCACAUACCCCGAAAAGGCAAACCAAGAACACCAGGCUAAUAUGAGCGGGUUCUUGAAGUUCUUCUCGAAGCUAUACCCAUGCUGGGUGUGCGCGGAUGAUUUCCAGAAAUGGAUGGCGCACCCCAGUGGGCAGAAUCAGCCGAAAUUGGGGAGUCGCAAGGAGUUUGGGUGGUGGAUGUGCGAGGCGCAUAACGAGGUGAACCGGAAGCUUGGGAAGAAAGAGUUUGAUUGUCGACUUUGGGAGGAGAGGUGGCGUACUGGGUGGAAGGAUGGUCGGUGUGAUUGA